CAAUCGCAGAACCUUCAAAAUUUACUCACUAGACCAUUUCUCUUGGAGAUUUGUUGCAUGUGGCAGAUGAUCAGAUCUGUACCAACACAAGACAAGAUGAAGUUUAGCCAUCGCUGGACCUUCAAGCUGUUUGUGACGGCAGUGCUGUGUCUCGCUUUGAACGCUGACAGUCAAACAUGUGACACUGAAAUUAAAAUCCGCCGCAACGCAGUCUAUGAGACAACACUUGGAGAGCAACUGAGGAUUGUCUGCCCUGUACAGUUUUGUGAUGGAUCCAUUCCAACAAUCAAAUGGUUUAAACUGGAAGACGACUCUGUAGAAGUGAACUUGAGAGACGAUAUUGAAAUAGAGUGGACAGGAAACAAUAAUGAAGGAAAAUCAUUUUUAAUAUUCAAAAGUGUCCAAAACAGCGAUGUAGGACUUUAUCAAUGCCGAUCUGGAAAUGUUGUGAGUCAUACAGUCAACGUUACACUGAAAGGUCAAACAUGUGAUAUUGAAAUUAAAAUCCGCCGCAACACAGUCUAUGAGACAACAGUUGGAGAGCGACUGAGGAUUGUCUGCCCUGUACAGUUUUGUGAUGGAUCCAUUCCGACAAUCAGAUGGUUUAAACUGGAAGAAGCCCCUGUAGAACUGAACUGGAGAGACAAUAUUCAAACAGAGUGGACAGGAAAUAAUAAUGAAGGAAUAUCGUUCUUAAUAUUCAAGAGUGUCCAAAACAGCGAUGUAGGACUUUAUCGCUGUCAACUUGGAAAUACUAUGAGUCAGAUAAUCAACGUUACACUGAAAGAUGACAGUGUGAAUGCCACUUUUCAGAAUCAAAAUAGCACAUCCACUGAUGAUGAUGACAGAGGACAUUUGUGGCUUUACUUGUACACGGCUGCAGGGAUUGGAGGAAUUGUUGUCAUUGUAACAGUCAUAUCUAUUUUAUUAAUAAGAUGCACUGGUAAGAUAGAAUUGUGGCAGAUGAUCAGAUCUGUACCAACACAAGACAAGAUGAAGUUUAGCCAUCGCUGGACCUUCAAGCUGUUUGUGACGGCAGUGCUGUGUCUCGCUUUGAACGCUGACAGUCAAACAUGUGAAAAUGAAAUUAAAAUCCGCCGCAACACAGUCUAUGAGACAACACUUGGAGAGCGACUGAGGAUUGUCUGCCCUGUACAGUUUUGUGAUGGAUCCAUUCGGACAAUCAGAUGGUUUAAACUGGAAGAAGACUCUGUAGAAGUGAACUUGAGAGACGAUAUUGAAGCAGAUUGGACAGAAAACAAUAAUGAAGGAAAAUCGUUUUUAAUAUUCAAAAGUGUCCAAAACAGCGAUGUAGGACUUUAUCAAUGCCGAUCUGGAAAUGUUGUGAGUCAUACAGUCAAUGUUAAACUGAAAGGUGACAGUGUGAAUGCCACUUUUCAGAAUCAAAAUAACACAUCCACUGAUGAUGAUGAUGACGACAGAGGGCAAUUGUGGCUUUACUUGUACACGGCUGCAGGGAUUGGAGGAAUUGUUGUGAUUGUAACAAUCAUAUCUACUUUAUUAAUACAAUGCAAUGGUAAAACAAAGAACAAGACUCAAAGUGAAAACCAGUAUAUGGACAUUCCCAUGUUGGAACAGCCUACGCAUCACUCCAGCCAUCACACGCUGCCCAGAUCAAGUCCCCGUGAGCCUCCACCUCACCGAACCAGCAGGAAAACGCAGCCCCCCUCUGCUCCUCCUCAGAUGGUCAAUGUAUAUGGACAAAUGGAGGGACAUACACCCGGGGAGGAGGGUAGAUCUGUCGUCUAUGCUGCUUUGAAUCACCAGCAUCUGGCAACUGCUACUUCUCGGCCCAGGAUGGUAGUGGAGGAGAGGUCCGAGUACGCUGCCAUCAGGGUCUCCUAAAAUGAAGGACAUAUUGUUUUACUAAGUGACUGUUUUUACCUCUCCUAAGAACUCCUCAUAAAUCGUUAAGGUAGAUUAUAAUUAUGAUUGAACAGUUAUUUGCUUUUAAAGGCAAAAUGGACUAUUGUGAGCUUUAAGUCAUGUUAUAAUGCUGUUACCUCAUCAAAAACAUACCUGGAGUUGUGUUUUGUUUCAUCCUCACAUGUUUGAGUAACACUUAGUCUACAUCUCCAAAGCCCAAAAUGCUCUGUUCCACCUUAUGAUGUCAUGAAGUGGUAGUUUAAGUUAACAGCUCCUUUUACCUUUUAGUUCAGCAGAUGGACAAUUCCCGAGCUGAAAUUAUUCUAGUGAAGGUGGAUGGAGUUUAAAAAUACUGCAUUACCACAUGGCAUCACAAAGUGGAACAGUGUUUUCUGUUUGAGAGAAGAACUCAGCCUAAAUAUGCAGGAUUUGUGUUAAACCUGUGUGAAUGAAACAUAAACAACUCUAGUUAUGUUUUUGACAAGGUUUUUGACAUAACAUAGAUCAGAACACAGUGUAAUACGGGCCCUUUAAACUCUUGGACGGGCCGAUAUAAACCCGUACAGUUUGGUAAACACUAGAACAAUCUUUCACACUGUGAUCAUAACCCCAUCACUUUAACAAAAUAAGUUCUUACCGGUUUAUUCUAAAUAGCAAUCAAAUCAACAAUGUCAGUUGAAAUUGUACCUUUGUUUGGAAGAUUACUGCUAGUUUUUACUACAUACUUGUACUUAUACUUGAUAUUCUAAUUUUGCAUCUCU
This is a messenger RNA of Periophthalmus magnuspinnatus, 2648 nucleotides long. RefSeq lists its product as uncharacterized. The record is from RefSeq and is a predicted model, not a curated record. NCBI's taxonomy places the organism in Eukaryota, Metazoa, Chordata, Actinopteri, Gobiiformes, Gobiidae. The coding region runs from base 58 to 1866 and encodes 602 amino acids. Gene Ontology annotation, molecular function: signaling receptor activity. The transcript has 11 exons. Gene Ontology annotation, biological process: immune response-regulating cell surface receptor signaling pathway. Gene Ontology annotation, cellular component: plasma membrane.